AUGGCCGGUCAAUCACUCCAGUCUCAACUUGAGCAGCUCUUGCAAUCAAUACGCGGAGUUCAGCUGGAAGAUGAUGCUUGGAGCUCUAUUCCAAAUGGCGAGAAGCAAUCUUCGCUCCAUCCUCUGACAGUCUUCUCUGUUCUUGGUGCACAUUUGCGAAGAAACGGACAAGUCAAGGAGAGCGAUGCCCUACUACAGACCGUGAGCAUUGCCACUGCACCCACCAACCUUGGGGGUAUGGCAUUAUCAUGGACCGAUGAGAUUUCGGCAGAUGACGUUAACGAGCUUCUUCUUCUUACUUCUGCAUGGCUAGAAUCAUUAAAUUCAGCCGAGCGCUACGACGGGGCAAUGACUGCACCCCUGAGUUUGCGUCCUGCCAGCAGACCACCUAUGAACGUGACGGAAAAGAUCUUUGCAAUGCACGAUCUAUCCCGUACCGGUCACGUCAAGACGGGAGAUACCAUCCGUGUGUCUGUAGACUGGGUCAUGGCUAGCGAAGCCAGCUGGCAUGGCAUGCUUCAGGUUUACAACAAGCUGGGCGACCCUGGAGUGUUUCGCAACGACCGGUUCUGGCUGGCCGGGGACCACGUGGUCGACCCGCGGCUGUCAGACACGCCCCUGGUGCAGAGCCUGGUGCGUGAGAUGGACUUUGCGCGGAAAAAGUUCAAGAUGACGCAGUUCCAGGGCAGCAACUACACCAUCAUGCACACAGAGUUCUACCGAGAGCGGGCGCAGCCUGGCCAGAUCAUCAUCGGGUCCGACUCGCACACAUGCAGCUCCGGCGCCAACGGUUGCCUCUCCAUCGGCCUGGGAGCCACAGAGGUCACCAUGGCACUGGUCACGGGCCAGAUCUGGUUCAAGGUGCCCGAGGUCGUCGAGAUCCGCCUGACUGGUAAGCCCGCCCGCGGCGUCGGCGGCAAGGACGUCAUCCUGUACAUCCUGCAGCAGCUCAAGCGCAACACGGUGGCCGCCGACCGCGUGGUUGAGUACACCGGCCCGGGUUGCAGGUGGCUCAGCUCCGAUGCCCGCUUCGCCGUGGCAAACAUGACGACAGAGUUUGGUGGCAUCACGGGUAUUUUCGUGCCUGAUGUUGUGACCAAGCGUUUCAUCGACAGCCGCAAGACGCCGCACCACAAAAAGGCCUCGCACUACUUCCGCGCCGACGAGGGCUGCUCCUACGCUGAGUCGUACGAGAUCGACCUCUCCAAGGCCCAACCGUCGGUGGCGCGUUACCCAAGCCCAGACGACGUAGUUCCUGUGGGCGAAGUGGCGGGCACCGCCCUGGAUGGCGUGUUCAUUGGCGCCUGCACCACCGCCGAGGAGGACCUGGUGGUUGGCGCAUUGGUGCUCAAGGCCGGUCUGGACAAGGGACUAAAGCCUGUCGGGAAAGGUGAGCGCCGUGUCGUUCCUGGCAGUCGGCCUAUCGCUGAGCACCUGCGCAAGACUGGACUUGCCGAGAUUUACGAGCAGGCCGGCUUCACCAUUGGCAUUCCAGGCUGCUCGUACUGUGUUGGAAUGGGUGCCGAUAUGGCUGCUCCCGGCUCGGUUUGGCUGAGCAGUCAAAACCGUAACUUUGAGAAUCGCAUGGGCAAAGGCGCUCUUGGCUCUUUGGCCUCGGCUGCUACAGUGGCAGCAUCUUCGUUUGACAUGAAGGUCACAUCGCCCCAGGAGCUUAUUGAUCUCAUCCCAGAGGAGCACUGGGACAAGGUCAAGGGCAAAGGUUCCUUACCUACCGGUGUCCUGGAGGAGCCAUCCUGGGUUGAGCCUGCUGGAAGAGACGGUCUAGGAUCGGCUGACGAGCCCACAGAAGAGACCGCCCCUGCAGCAUCCAGCAAAGGCAGCAAUUCUGAUGCAGCAUCGACUGAGAAGAGCGCGGCGCAGGGGAUCAUCAAGAGCAAAGUGUACCGCUUGGGAGACUUUGUCGAUACAGAUGCGCUUGCUCCUGCCCAGUUCCUACUCACAUCCAAGGACAACCAAGAGCUUGGAACCCACUGUAUGGAGAGGAACGAACCAGGUUUCCGUGAUGCAGUUAAAGAUGGCCACGAGGUCAUUGUUGGCGGCAAGGCAUUCGGUUGCGGGUCCAGUCGCCAGGAAGCCGUACAGGCUUUGUUAGGCGUCGGAGCAAAAUGCAUCAUCGCCAAGAGCUUCGCCUUCAUCUUUGCCCGCAACAUGCCGUCUCUGGGCCUGCUGGGAUUCACCAUCACCGACGAGCGCUUCUACGAGCUCGCCAACACGGGAGCCCCGAUCGAGAUUGAUCUAGACCAGAACAUGCUUCGCAUCGGCGGCGAGACCUUCCCCUUUGCGCUGUCAGCCCUAGAAAAGAAGCUCACGGAGAUUGGAGGCAUGACUAAUGCAUUUUCAAGAUUUGGCAAGCGUAUUUAUGAUGUACUGGCUGGUGGUGCUACCGCAAAGGCGGUUCCGAGGCCCCUGGCGGCGGAGGGAGUCAUGUCUUGGUGA
Molecule: messenger RNA, 2457 nt
Organism: Pyricularia grisea
Lineage: Eukaryota; Fungi; Ascomycota; Sordariomycetes; Magnaporthales; Pyriculariaceae
Exons: 6
Coding region: 1-2457 (818 amino acids)
Source: RefSeq, a predicted model, not a curated record